Messenger RNA from Hibiscus syriacus, 1672 nucleotides. RefSeq lists its product as uncharacterized. The transcript has a single exon. Lineage: Eukaryota; Viridiplantae; Streptophyta; Magnoliopsida; Malvales; Malvaceae. Bases 232 to 1470 code for a protein of 412 amino acids. The record is from RefSeq and is a predicted model, not a curated record.
UCUUCAUCUACAUCAACAACAAUUUUGAUUUUCUCUUCUUCCCUGUUGAUUUCCACCUACCACCACUUUCAUCAACAUCAUCAAAAGCUCCAUGCUUCUCCUGGAAUUCAUGGAUCCUUUUGCAGAAUUCCCUCGCCUACCCUUCAAUCUAACAUGAUAUACAACCGCUAACUGUAGCUUCCAUUGCCUUCCUCACCUCUCAACUCACUCUGAUUUCAUAUUUUUCCAGUCAUGGAUUCUUUCAGUACAUCAACUGGUUUCCGUUUUAACCCGAAUUCAAACACCAUUGAUGAAGCGGACCGAGAUUCCGAGUUCUCGGGCAUUCUGGAAAUCUACGUUCACCAUGCUAGGAAUAUUCACAACAUAUGUAUCUACGACAACCAAGAUGUUUAUGCCAAGUUCUCGCUCACCUAUAACCCCGAUGAUGCUCACUCGACCAGGAUCAUCAAUGGAGGUGGGAAGAAUCCCGAAUUCAACGACAAGCUGAUGAUGAAAGUAACCCAGGUCGAUGCUGUCCUCAAAUGCGAGAUUUGGAUGCUUAGUAGAGCCAGGAACUACUUGGAAGAUCAGCUUUUAGGCUUUGCUUUGGUCCCCAUUUCACAAGUUAUCGGCAAAGGAAAAAUCACUCAAGAUUAUAGCCUCUCUUCCACUGAUCUUUUCCAUUCUCCUGCCGGAACUGUCAAAUUGAGUCUUUCUUUGAACACGUCAAUGGCUGUCCUUUCUCAGACAAAAACAACCAAUUCUUCCAUCUCAGCGGAAGUGGUAUUGCUUGACCGGAAGAUAUCUGAAUCCCAAACUAUUUUAGACCCUGUUGAGUAUUCCAGGAUCGAGUUCCCUGACAUCAAUGUUGUUCGGGAGAAUCAGCAAAUGGUUUCACAGUACUUCAAUGGUUUAAAUCCAAGGCCAGGAAUUGCCUCAUUCCUUCAACUCGGUCAUGUCCAAGACUACGAGAUGACGGUAAAUUCGCCCCAUGAAAUCCCUGGAGGUUCCUUUUCUCCCAAUGGAAGUCUCCAAAAUUCUGGGUUUUUGAGUUCCACAACGAGCCUAAGCGAUGAUCUCAACUCAGCUGACUCGAAUGAGAAGAAGAGCCGUCUCGGAGGAGAGCCAUCGAAUACCGAGACUAAUCCGAGCUCAGACGGUUGUCCCGAUACACUGACUUCGAACAAAGGAUGCGAAGUUCGAUACGAGAACGAGUCGGGUUAUUCGAGCAAACAAGUGUUUUCAGCUCCAUUGGGGAACAUCAAUCUUGAGGCAGAGCAAUCUGCAAUGCAGCAGCAGAUAGUGGACAUGUACAUGAGGAGCAUGCAACAAUUUACACAGUCUUUGGCUAAAAUGAAGCUUCCCAUGGAUCUUGACAGACCCGAACACGAACAUCGUGGCGAUUUCAUCCAAAACAACGGCAAGGAAAUAGAACACGAGAAAAAGAAAGAUGGGUCCAGGGUUUUCUAUGGUAGCCGAGCAUUCUUUUGAAUCAGAUAUUACUGCAAAUUUUAUCCAUGAGCCGAGAACUAGUACUCUUGGCGUUGAUUUUAAUUCCUUUCCCCCCCCCCCUCUUAUUCCUUGUUGAAGAGCCUAGUUUUCUCUGUAAUUCUGUUGUUAAUCCCUGUAUUGACUUAAAUGUUGAGAUUUGUAAUUUAUAAACUGUAACAUAGCCAUGUGAAUAACUGAUGAA